AUGUUAGACCCAUCCUUUAUGGUUGAUCGAAGCUGGCCCUUGCGUUCCACCUUGAUGAGACGAAGUGAAACCUCAGCUUGGUUUUUGAUCGAACACUGUGAGUCGUGGUUGGAGAUGGAAGAUCUUGAAGAUGACAUCCCAGGAGGUGGAGAGGCUGAGUUGAUCGUUUGCAUGCAUGUGAGCAAGGAACCCAUGUCUUCGCUCGGAGUUGAAAAUCUCACUGAGAGCCUGGUUGAGGAUGUAGUUCCAUCUCCCAAGACCCCAGAACUUCCGUACGAUGAGGAUGAGUUGUUCGAUUAUGAACCGUCGCCAGUUGAUGAGCCCGAUGCAGGUGUGAUCAUUCGUGAAGAGCUUGCGUCCCGAGGUGCGUUGUCCGACAUGGAAGAGCCUCUUAGCAAUCCCGUUGCUGAGCCUGCUGACACGCUCACCCUUGAUGGCGUUGUGCUCAACUGUGAGAGUUCGAUUGGUGCCCUGAAAGGAGCUGCUCGAUUGCCCCACAUGCAAUCAAUCCCCGAUGUUCCGUCCAGAGAGCAACAGCUCAUUCACGAGCUUACUCACACGCCAUACGCGGCGUGGUGCAGCCACUGCAUCACCAUGCGAUCUGUUCCGGACAGAUCAGAGGCUACAAAUGCCGCACCACGAGACCUCCCGAGCGUCUCUUUCGAUUUCUGCUAUACCGGGUUCAGUCCUUCCUCGAACGAGCUUGAGCCUGUAGCAGGUGAACCUUCUUCAAGUGCCAAGGACCUACUUUGCUGUCUGAUCGCGCACGAUUCCGCCACUGGUGCCAUCACGGCAAUACCCUGUGAGAGCAAAGGCAGCACGCGAUACCUUGGGGUUGAGCUGAUGAGGUUCAUUCAAUCCUUGGGUCAUGCGACAGUGGAGUUGAGGUGUGAUGCUGAACCAGCUACACUUUCGUUGCAGCGUGCUGUGGUGAAUGCGAGACAGAGGCUGGGAUUGAAGACGGUUGAAAGGAAUCCUCCUGUUGGCCACCACCAAGCCAACGGGUAUGUUGAGAAAGCGGUAGACCUGAUCCGAAGGUUGGCGUGCACUCUCUUGGACAUGGUGAGACAUAAGACUGGAUGCAAGAUCGAUGUUGUGCAUCCUCUCUUCGCAUGGUCUUUUGUGCAUGCUGCAUGGGUCAGGAACAGGUUCGCAGUGGCAGGCGGACUCACAGCGUAUGAGCGUACUUGCAAUGCUGCUUAUACCGGCAAGCUUGUUGCAUAUGGCGAACCAGUGUUUGCACAAGUUCAUGCAAAGAAGAAAGGAGACCCAAAAUGGCUGAAGGCGAUUUUCUUGACCAAGACUAGUCUGAACGACAUGUAUGUGGUUGCAAGCAAAGGUGGUGUUCGAGUCACUCGAUCGGUGAGACGCACAGGUCAAGAGUGGAAGCAUGAUGCUGCUUUGUAUGCCGAUAUUAAGGGUUUUCCUUGGAACUACAGUAGCGGGGUCAUAGGAACUAAGAUGGUUCCCCCUGCCAAGACGAGAAAGGCCUUGCCUGCGCCAAGCAGCCCGCAAGACGUUGCAGCUUCAGAUCCACCUGAGACGCCAGUUCCGAUGGGGUUGACUCCUGCCAUGGGGUCAGACGUAGGCCCUAACCUUGGAACCCCUGCCGAAGCAUUGCCUCCAACACCCGUGGGAGGUAGUGUGGACCCCGAAGCCCCUAAAGUGCCUUUCAGUCGUCCGCCACCGCCAAGCUCCAGGGUGCCCGAAAGUGUUCCAACACCGGGACCUGAGCUUCCAAAUCCUUCACAAAGGCCACAUGUGCCUCCUGCAACAUUCGUGGAAGACCUGCUUCCACUCACAAGUCCAGUGGUGCCAUCAGGCACUGCUAUGGAGACUGAUGAGGCCAGUGAUGUUCUUGAAGAACGUGCUUCAAAAGUUCCGAGAAUCCGAACCGUUUCUUUUGGCAACAAGGACUAUGAUCUUAAUGACGAGCCCUUUGAGUUUGUGGAUGCAGAUUGGUCCGACUUCGAGUUUGUGGACCCCGAUUACGACAAGUGUUCGGGCACCGAACCCGACUCGGCAAUGAAGGACGAGGCGGGGCAGAGCGUUGAUGCCAGUGCUCUAUGGUUUCCAGACAAUGGUUGUGAACCGAAGCUUUCAGAGUCAGAUUUGUUCGAACUUGACAGGAUCGCUGAUGCUGUGGAAGUGAAUAGGCUGAUACAGAAGGGUGUGUUGCGCCCGUCGUCCGAGAAGGACAACGUUUCAUCGAUGAAGAGUCUCUCGACCAAAAUGGUCAGGACUUGGCGGCAGAAGAAGAGGAAUGGGAUGUCACAGUAUCUCCGAAGAUCCAGACUAGUGGCAAGGGAGUACAAGUGGCUUGAGGAGAAACAAGGGCUAUUUUCCCCAAGUACCACGACAAAUAUGGUGAAACUCAUUCCGAUCCUUUUCCUUUGUGGAGAGCGACGAGGCAAGAGCAAUACGCAAUAUGUGCUAUAG
Symbiodinium natans is the source of this 2439-nucleotide messenger RNA. NCBI's taxonomy places the organism in Eukaryota, Dinophyceae, Suessiales, Symbiodiniaceae. The record is from the annotation of a GenBank genome assembly.